This is a messenger RNA of Cuscuta epithymum, 1821 nucleotides long. NCBI's taxonomy places the organism in Eukaryota, Viridiplantae, Streptophyta, Magnoliopsida, Solanales, Convolvulaceae. The record is from the annotation of a GenBank genome assembly.
ACAGUAUAGUUCUAUUUGUGCAUUUAUGAGCAUGUUUGGCACACAAAAGUUAAUAGCUUGCUUCUAGCUUCUCUAUUAUUUAAAAAGAUCUUAAAAGACUGCAAUUGUGUGUUUGGCCCAAUAGCUUUUUUGAGAAGUCUAGGUCUUUUAUGAGAUGCUACCAAAGGUAGCGUUGGAGAGAAAAGAUCUUUUCCAAAAAAUCCGAUUCUCUCGCAUAACCCUGCGCACGUUUACUUCUUGCAUAACCCUGGCCGCGCACAGUCCCUUCUUCCUCUUCAACGGCAUUUUUUUUCUUGUUUCCAUUGUUCUUCAAAGAAAUCUCCAGAGUAUAAAUACGAUUCAAGGUAUACUUGGAAACAACAAACUGUGUAGCAGAGCUGGUAUGCCUCCCGUGAUUCCUCACUCCUAGUGCCCGGUUCAAAUCCCCUUGCUGUCUGGAAGAGUUAUAAAUUUUUUGGGUCACAACCAGAAGAAGCUCCCUCAUAACAACAAGGCCCGUCCAUCUAUGAUGAGUUAGAGAAAAUUGUUCUAGAUAAAAGAUGGAACGGGGAACGGACAGAAUGGGAUGAUAUCCGACAAGAGGUCGAUCAGUACGAAAUGCAACGAGGAUGGGAUCUCAAAGAGUUGCGGCAAAGAUGCGCUGAGGAUCUCAUCGGACUCGAAUAAGGAGAACUCAUGGAAGAGGAGGACUACAAGAAACCACCAGAAAAGCUACCCACGAUUGUUCGGAUGACAGUCACUCUACCUCCUACUGGAGAGAAACUGUGGGAGAACAUCAAUAUCACUGCCCCCCUUCUAGGAAGAAAUAAGGAAGCACAUAUGGAGUAAACAAGACAAGAACAAAGAGCUGGAUGAACUGAAAGUCUGAGGCCUCACCCGUCUGAAAGGCUGACAUAGAGGCGGACAUCUCCAUAUGUUGCACCAUAGAUCAUCAGGAAAAUAGAUGGAAGCCCUGAAGCACGACAUAACAACAAGCACACACCCAAUAUGAGACAUUCUGGAAGUGCAUAUGGGUGACCAUCACAGAAUAAAGUACUCCAUCUUCAGACUACAAAGAACAGACGACACAGAGUUCACAUGCCACGAGAAUGACUUUUUUUUUUGCUGAAGAUGGACGACAUUUAUCAAAUGCCAAUGGUCUACGGAAAUAAAUCAAUCACGAAGAAUAAAGUCCUCAAAGAAGGAUAUGAAGCAAUAAGACGCUUUAUGCUGAGGCAAGUCAGAGUUCACGUCACUCAUGAUCUGCAGAUGGCCCUCGAAAACAACAUCAGAAAGGCAAAUCUCACUAAGCCUUUGCUAUAUGGACUUGAGCUAGAAGAUUAUCCACCAUACUUCAUUUUUGAUGACCCAGUCACAGUAAUCUAUCUCAAUCAUGAAAGGUUGUGGAUUUCUCAUCGGUGUAAUCGAUCCGGUGAGUUUUCGUUGUUCAUGAUUGGAAAAGCUUUUCCAACCUUGUUAUUCUGUAGGUUCAAUUAUUCAACCUCCACCGGAACCACCACCCUCGCUCCGGGAAAAAGAAAAAGCUCAGCUGGAUCUCCUUUUCAGUGCCUGGUCAAACCGAUGAUUCAGACAAUUUUGACUCGGUAGAGUUUCCUUUGUUGAUUUCUGGUCAAAUUAUUUCUCUCUUUCCGGUGGCUGGUGAAGCCGAAUCUUUGAUUUGUAUUUUUUUUAUUUUUUUUAUUUGGAGUAGCAAGUGCAGCAAAACUGUUAAACUAAAUUACAUUAUUGUAGGGUUAGUAUUGUAGGGUUAGUGAUCUGAAAGGAUUCAUAUGAUCUUUUCCGUUUAUCCGUUCAAAACCUCAUCCCAUUGUAGCCUUAAGC